GGGCUGAGGAGGGGUUCGAUGGUUGUGUUAUCAGAAUACCUAGGCGCCUUAUAAAAAAGCAACGAGUCCCCUUCCAGUCCUGCUAUACUCUCACUGUCUGCUACACACCAGAUUGAGUGUUGGAAAUCAUUUUUAUUAAAAAAGUAUCUCUACUCACACAACAAUGCCUAGAGUUCUUCUUUCUGGUGGAAGUGGCUUCAUUGCUGCUCAUAUUAUUGAUAUUUUGUUGGCUCACGGAUUUGACAUCGUGACUACAGUCAGAUCUGACGAGAAGGGGCAGAAGAUUCUCGAUAACCACCCCAACACACCAAAGGAGAGACUGUCCUAUGUUAUCGUGAAGGAUGUUGCUGCGGAUGGAGCAUUCGACGAGGCUGUCAAAGCUACCCCUCCAUUCGACUAUGUCCUCCACACUGCAUCCCCAUUCCACUUCAAUGUCGAGGACCCUGUUAAGGACUUCUUGGACCCUGCAAUUAAGGGAACGACUGGUAUUUUGAAGGCUAUCAAGGCCUAUGCACCGACAGUGAAGCGAGUUGUCAUCACAUCAUCUUUUGCUGCAAUUGUCAACCCAGGAAAGCACCCCAAGGUAUACAACGAGGAGCAGUGGAACGAAGUGACUUGGGAAGAGGCUAUGGACCCAUCUAAGGUGUACAGAGCUAGCAAAACCUUCGCAGAGAAAGCGGCCUGGAAGUUUGUUGAGGAAGAGAAGCCAAGCUUCGAUAUUGCGACAGUCAACCCUCCCCUCGUUUUCGGGCCCAUUGUGCACUACCUGAACUCUCUCGAUGCCAUCAACACCUCGAACACACGGAUGAGGAACUUCGUCCAGGGUGCCUCCAAGGAUAGCCUCCCACCUUCAGGUACAUUCCUCUGGGUGGAUGUUCGUGAUGUUGCGCUGGCUCAUGUGAGAGCCAUUGAGGUCCCAGAAGCAGGUGGAAACAGAUUCUUCGUCACCAAUGGCUAUUUCACCAACAAGGAUGUUGCCGAUGCAAUCCGCGAGGCAUACCCAGAUUUGGAAUCUCGACUGCCCCCUAAGGACUCGCCGAGUGACUUGCCAGCCGACAUCUACGGAUUUGACAACAAAAAAUCCAUCGAGAUUUUGGGGCUUAAAUACCGCCCAUUGAAAGAAACAGUGACCGACACUGUCAGAUCGCUGCUGGAUGCUGGUGCCUAAAUGUAUUUGGAUAGACGAUUUUAUGAUUUAAUUGUUUGAUCUCCGACUGUGAUUAAACAAACGAAUAAAUAUAAAUGCAAAUAGAUAAAUUCAUCCAUUGAUUCCAAAA
Messenger RNA from Aspergillus wentii DTO 134E9, 1277 nucleotides. Its product is annotated as SDR family oxidoreductase. Lineage: Eukaryota; Fungi; Ascomycota; Eurotiomycetes; Eurotiales; Aspergillaceae. The coding region runs from base 164 to 1168 and encodes 334 amino acids. The transcript has 5 exons. Gene Ontology annotation, molecular function: oxidoreductase activity, acting on the CH-OH group of donors, NAD or NADP as acceptor. The record is from RefSeq and is a predicted model, not a curated record.